Molecule: messenger RNA, 1085 nt
Organism: Trichoderma citrinoviride
Lineage: Eukaryota; Fungi; Ascomycota; Sordariomycetes; Hypocreales; Hypocreaceae
Exons: 3
Coding region: 1-1077 (358 amino acids)
Source: RefSeq, a predicted model, not a curated record
AUGGAACCAGCCAAAGAUGGCCUGGUCGAGCGGCAGCAUAAAGGCCAAGACGAAGCCGCGUCGAAACAGUCACCGCCAGAAGACGAACGCCAGCUGAUCUCUCAUCCUCUCCCCCCUGCUGCUGCUGCUACCACUACUUCUCCUCCUCCUCCUCCUCCGCCUCCCAUCGAGCGAGCCGCCAGCCCGUCGUCGACGAUCAGUUCGGGCUACGGGCCUACCAUGGGCAUGUAUCCGGCCCACGACGAGGGCCUCCCCGAAGUGGUGAUGCCGGACGAGACGCCCCAAGCGCUGUCCCGCCUCGAGGCCGAGUACAAGCGCAAGUAUCUCGAGGGCGACGCCGCGCCGCAGACGGUGAUUCCAAAGGACGUGGACACGACCAAGAUUGCCGUGGCGGGGGGCAGUCCGAUGUACGAGGUGGCGCCGUCUGACGGGACGAGAGAGGACGUUGAAGGGGCGGGGACGACGACGGGGAUGGGUGCCGAGAAGAGAAUCUUUGGGUUGAGGAAGAGGACGUUUUGGAUUCUGGGUGGGAUUUUGCUUGCGUUGGUGGUGGCUGCGGCGGUGGGGGGUGGCGUAGGGGGAGGGCUGGCCUCGAGGAAGGAUAAAGGGGGGGCGUCGCCUGUAGACGAAGCUUCGACGACGAGCAGCGCACCAACAUCAACCUCUCCAUCACCAAGCUCGACGACCAGCAGCACCUCAACAUCAUCAACAUCAUCAUCAACGACCACCUCGUCUUCUUCCCCCACGCCAACGUUCCUCAACAACCAGACCACCUCGGGCAACACCUUCGCCUUCCAGGCCUUCGCCUCCGACAAGUUCCUCGGCAACGCCACGGCCGUCAUCGACGACGAGGGCGCCACCGACCUCGGCUUCGAGGCGCACAGCUACGUGUGGCUGCCGGCGCUGACGGACUGCUGCAUCACCUUUUGCACAAACGCCACCAGCAGGGGCAUGGUCGGGUGGUUGUGCAGCCAGCGGAAGCAGCCCGAGUCGUCGGAUCCGUUCAAGCGGGUGUAUGUGUGGUGUCAUCAGAAGCAUGAGAAGCCGAAUGCCAUUUGCAUAGAUCCAAAGACUUGAGGGAGUUG